UUUUCAUCCUUCAACGAGUGGCUCGAGUAGUACUAGUCUUGGUGGUCAAUCUCAAAGUGAUGAAGAGAAAAAAAUGUGGGAUGAACUGUCCAAAAGGCUCAUGAAGAGUGUGCAAAUAUCAGCACCUGUUCGAGUUCCUCCUACUAGGACCCAUCCACCAGAAAGUAUAAGUGUCUCCGAAGAUAACGACCGAAUUCAAUGGGAGAGACUUAGAAGCAAUAAUCCCAACAUAAAAAUGGUUAUAGCUAGAUCCAGCAUUGGUUUAAACUUGGAUAAAGAAUUUUAUUAUAAUUAUCGGUCAAUGAUUAGUGUUAAGUUUCUACAGAUUGGUGUUUAUCAUCACUUCCUUGGAGGGCAAAAUUCGCCCACCCCGAAUGAACAACUUGAAUUUUUGAAAGAUAUACUUGCAAAUGUUGAAUUUAACAAGAAAAGGCAUUUGAUUGGGAUUGCUGUGCAAACAGAGUAUAAUGCCGAUGCCGAUCCACUCACUUUUACAGCAAAACUGUCCAUCUUCGUAAAUCUUCUGCUCAAAAAUGACUUUAUGCGUCCUCUCAUUUAUUGCAAUAACAACUCUUGGGAGAAAUUAAUUGAUCCAACUGUGGCGGAUGAAUUAUUCAGCAGAUUACCUCUUUGGAUUGCUCGUUACACCGACGACCCUUUUCCCCAGUAUCCAGAAACUUGGAAAUCUAGAGGGAUAAAAUGGUGGUUGUGGCAAUACAGUGAACUUGGAGUUGUGGAUGGAAUAAUUAAUCACGUUCACUAUAAUAGACGGAAUAAAUUUUAUUUUAUUCAAGACGAUAUGUUUCGUAGUGCUGUUUGA
This is a messenger RNA of Meloidogyne enterolobii, 820 nucleotides long. The record is from the annotation of a GenBank genome assembly. NCBI's taxonomy places the organism in Eukaryota, Metazoa, Nematoda, Chromadorea, Rhabditida, Meloidogynidae.